Messenger RNA from Punica granatum (pomegranate), 1581 nucleotides. Lineage: Eukaryota; Viridiplantae; Streptophyta; Magnoliopsida; Myrtales; Lythraceae. The record is from RefSeq and is a predicted model, not a curated record.
UUAAUAGACAUUCGAAGGGGAGAAAGCUACACUUCAUCAUCAGGAUUCAGGAACACUAAACCUGCAAAGCUCCCACAUAAAACUUAAUACUUAAUCAUCGCAUUUGCAUGGCAGUUGGGCUUUUAUCCCACAGUGUGUCGGAUCUCUGCCUCGGGAAGCCGGCGCUUCGGCCCCUCCCUGCCACCGCCUCCGUCGGCGACGCCAUCCUUGCCCUCCGCAGCUCCAGCGACCCCCACCUCAGCGUAUGGUCCUGCGACCACCGCCCAAACAGCAGCAGCAGCUCCCUUGAAGUUGAUGCCGGUGCUGCUUGCAGGUGCGUGGGGAAAGUGUGCAUGGUGGAUGUGAUCUGCUAUCUCUGCCGGGAAGACAACCUCCGGCGUCCCGGUGACGCCCUCAAGGCCCCCGUGACGGAGAUUCUGCCGGAAUCGUCGGACGCCAGCGUAAGACACUUGGAGCCCUCCUCGAGCUUGUUGGAAGCCAUUGAUAUCAUCUUACAAGGAGCACAGAACCUUGUGGUGCCAAUCCAAACCAAAAGAAGCACAAGAAGAAAGCUUCCCGGCAAGCCCCUCUCGGCCAGCCCGACCCACCACAGCAACGGCCUCGAGUUCUGCUGGCUCACCCAGGAAGACGUGGUCCGGUUCCUCCUCAGCUCGAUCGCGCUCUUCUCCCCUCUUCCGGCCCUCUCCAUCGACUCCCUCGGCCUCAUAAACCCCGACUUCCUGGCCGUGGACUACGACUCCCCUGCAUCCUCUGCCCUCGGGCCGAUCUCCCUCUCCCUGGCCCACCAGACCUCGGUGGCCGUCACCGACUCGGAGGGGGUCCUCAUCGGGGAGAUCUCCCCCUUCACCCUUGCAUCCUGUGACGAGACCGUGGCGGCGGCCGUCGCCACCCUCUCUUGCGGGGACCUCAUGGCCUACAUUGACUGUGGCGGGCCACCGGAGGACCUCGUCCGUGUGGUCAAGUCAAGGCUGAGGGAACAGAAUCUGAUAGGGCUGCUGGAAGGAUUCUCCUUCAGCUCCAGCUCCUCCUCUAUCUCCUCAAUGUUGAGUAGUGGGAGCUGGUGUUCAUCGUCUUCCUCGGACGAGGAGAGCGUGGGUUCCCCAAAUGGGUCGCUCCCAAGGAUAGGAAGGCAGCGGUCAUUGGGCUACUCGGCAAGGAUGGUACGGCGAUCCGAGGCCAUAGUAUGCCACCCAAAGAGCUCGCUGGUGGCCGUGAUGAUCCAGGCGAUAGCGCACCGGGUGAACUACGUGUGGGUGAUAGAGGAGGAUGGUAGCUUAGUAGGGAUUGUGACCUUCUCCAGCAUGUUGGAGGUCUUCAGGGAACACCUGGAGUUGCAUGAUGAUGGCCUAGGUGAACUUUGAUGGAAAGUUUGAGGAGUAAAAAGCAAAGAAAAAAAAAGUUCUGUUUAUCUUUAUUGCAGGUUUUUCCUAUAUGCGGGGUUUUUUUGGAACAUUGAUGUGAUGAUGAUGAUGAUGAUGAUGGAUGGGGACAUGGUCGUGUGAAUAGAGUUGAGCUUUUUCCUUUUUGUCUAAUUUUUUUUUAAUUAUUUCGAAUAAAGAUAAGAAAAAACGGUCAAAUAUA